AUGAGCCGAAACCAAGAAGCAGAUUUAUUCAAGAAAACAUUAUCAGACUUGGUAUCAAAUAAGCACAAAAAAAUACACGAAAGAACGGUAAUUGGGCUUAGAACUUGAUUUACUUUUAGAAUGCUUCUGAAAUGGUCGCGUAUCUUUGGGGACAAGACGGUGUUGUCCCGGCGUUGCUGAUGGAUAACUUUGAGAACGUUAUGGACAUGUUAUGUCAAGUAGUCAUACAGGUAAGGAAAGUGCCUAUGUUUAUUCGUUUAGGAAUGUGAAAUGAACGAGAGCAAGAUUGGGAAGAAAAUCAAAUCUUUCUCACAAACUUUGUUUAAAGUCUGGAAGGCUGCAUGUAUCAUCUGCAUCAAAAGUAUUAUUUUUUUUAUUGAGAGAUCCCUGUUUAGAAAAAGGAGUACGCAACGGUUCAAUAUUUUUGUAUUGUCUUGAGUGUCUGUUAAAGAAGAAUCGUGGUAUAUGGGUGGGAUCCGAGGACGGUGUAUGGUGGGAUACCCUCGACGUGGCUCGAAGCAUAUUCGUUGCUUAUGAUGUGACGCAAUUUCCGGAUGCGAGAGUUUCCAGUAAAUUUUUGUUUUCUUUUCUCUUAUAAUUUUUUUUAAAGAUUUACUACAUACGUUGAUGAAUUAUGUGUUUAUGCCAGACGAUUCCCGGAAAGAGUUGGUUAAGUUAUGUGAGCUUUUAUCCAUUUUUGUCGAGUCGUUGAGAUACUUACCUCAAUCGGAGAACUUUGAAGGAUUCUUGCAAGAUUUUACUAAUGCGUUUGUAAAAAGUUUUAAGUAAGCUUUUGAAAUUUGUUGAGACAGUUAUGUUAAGUUGGUCUCAGGGUUUGAAUCCAGCGCGAACUAGUGUGCUGAUCAUGAUGACGUCGUUACUCGAACAUUUUUCCUUUGGCUACCGAGUGCUUUUGCUGGAUGCAUUUAUGCCGGUAGUUCGUCAACUGUUUCCUAAAAUUCAAAUUUGGUCUAUUAGUGGGGAAGCCAUAUCGAAUCCAGGAGAACAUAAAGCUUUUAACGUAGGUUGCCAGAUUUUUUUGCGUUUAAUACAUUAUUUUAGAGGUACUUGUUAUUGUUUCUUGACAUGUUUCUCGAAGUUGCGUAUCCUCGUGCCAAGCUUGAAGAGGAAUGUUUGUACAUCGACGGUGUUCGAAUGGCUUAUCAUUUAACGUUAGAUGUUUACAACGCCGCCAUAUCCUGUCUGGAACGAGAAAAGACGAGAAGUAAUUAUGCUAAGAAUUGUGCCUUUGAUAAGGAUAGUCUUCGCUUUUUGGCAAGAUUGUUGGUAAUGGAUUUUCAAGGUCGAUGUUGCUCGAGUACCAGCAACUUAGCGUUGCACUGGCGUAGGGACGGGGAUCCAAUAAUCAAGAGAAUUUUGAGAAAUGGGGAUCCAAACUUUAUUCACGUUAUUCGUUCCAGUAAGAUAGAGUUUCCUGCUGGUGUCAGUCGGGAUUUCAGCGUGAUGAUUUGUAGAAGUUUAACGGACUUCCUUCAAAACGACUCAGAAUUGUAUGUGCUUGUUUUUGAAUUUUAUUUCUUAGAAGUCACUCCGCGUCGAUCGCUGCAGAAACGUUGGCCUUGUAUUUGACAGAGACUGAAUUCUUGGAAACUGCAGAUUACUGUUUUUUGAAUUCCAACCUUGGAAAAUGGUUAGAAAUUCCAGGUUUGCAAAACAGUUCAUCAGUUCUGAUUGCUAACUUGCUUAAGUUAGGUAUGUACACCUCUGUUGCUACAGGAUUUCUUAUAGGAGUUAAACACCUUUUCAACUUUGCGUCCUUUUUCAAUACCUUGUGCCAACUGCGGAAGUUUUCUCAACCCAACAUCCAAGCCAUCAGUGAUUUAAUGUCCUGUAUUGAAUUUGACGAAGAAAGCAUCGAUUCAUUACGAGUUGAAACUGGUCGGAAAACUUGCUGGACUUUCAGAAAGGACUUGAUUCAACGAUUGAUGAAAAGUUUUUCUAUUCAGGCUAACCCCUCAUGUCUUAUAUUCAAAUUAUUUUUGUAUUUUCCUUCAGGAAAAAGUAAGAAGCCGACCGGAGUUUUAUAUCUUCAGGACGCAGCUUUACAGAGGAUUACAUUAUAUAUGAGGUGGUCGAUUUCUUCGUUGAUACAUCGCUUAGAGAAAGACUUAAGAUGGAGACGUUGGACAAAAUACAUCUCUUCCGCAUAACAACGGACUUGAAAAGAUUGUUCAAUGGGAAUGGAGAAAGGGCAUACAAAAAAUUUGACCGCUUUCAUGAUGUAAAUAAGUAUCAGUGUUUUUUGUAUAUGAUGAUUUUUUAGGUACUGGGUAACGAGUUGUUGAGUAUCUUUGUCAAUAAUUCUAUCGACAAAUUCCACAUCGAUGAGAAUUGGCGCUUCGCCCCGCAUUCUAUAAAAAAGUUUAUUUCCGAGAGGGUUAACGUCGAGUCUGGUGUUGAAUGGAGAUUUGCUUUGGCUUUUUUAGACAGGGACAGUGCACGGCCCUAUUUUAUUGGAGAUACUUUGACCAAUCUCGAAUCUAAAUUUUUGAACCAAAAUGUGAUUGAAAUUUUGUGGGAUACAUCGGACUUCAAGAACAGAAUACUCCUGAUAUCAAGACAUGCCGCAUUACUUUCAAGGAAAACACUGACGAAGUUUAUUUUGGAACUGGAGUGAGUGGAUCUACCCUUAAGAAGAUAAAUAAUUUUAGAAGGGAUAUGUUGAGUAACCGGAUUGAUAAUGGUCUGAAGAAGAUUGCGCUUAGAGAAAUUGUUUUGGCUCAAACCGUAUGUUUUCAAAUUUGAUUGCGUAUUUUUUGUUUUAUUUUAAGCGUAUGGGGCUGGAGUUUGACAUUGAGGUUUCGUUUGAGGAAAUAAAUCCAGUUGCACUUUUCGGAUUUAUUCAGCCAACUUGUCAGAAUGUAAUGAGAUUUGUAUCAUAUAUAAACCACUGCGAGCCUACUUUUCUGGAUCUUCACGCUAGACCCCUGUGUAUUCUUUUAUCAAAUUGCUUGCAUAAGUUGAUCUUACGUUGUGAAUGCGAUCCUCUGCUCGAGGCGAUGAAGAAGUUGAAGCAGGUAAGUCUUUUUGAGUAAUGUUUCACAAAUUUUUAGCGUCUAAAUGACGUUUUGCCCGUUUCCGACACCGUUUUCAACUGGUUUGUUGCCUUGAAGAAUGUUUUCCAGACGGCCAGCGGUUUGUUCAUUAAGUAUGUUUCAAAUAUAAUAUUUUUACUUUCAUUUAAUGAAUUGCAGAGCCGAAGGGGUUGAUGACGAUUUGGUUAAGGUGUUACACGGUAUCAGAUCUUUGGCGGAUGUUCUGGUGAGAAAAUCCGGAGGAAAUAAGGUGUUUAUGUCACUUAUGGGAACAUUGUUGCAAUUUAUGACAUCAUUUUUGGUUCGGAUGUCAAGCGCAACUCCCGAUAAUGUAACUGAAGAGGUAAAACAAGCAAUGAGUUUGAUCGUGUUGGACGUGGGUUGCGUUGGCCGAGUCAUAAUCGGAAUGAUCUUGAGAGAAAAUGUUAUGUAAGCGGUUUGUAGUUGAGUGUUAAAAAUACGUUUGCAGUUGUUUUAUAAUAUAAUUUUUAGGUUGUUUAAGGAUCUUCUUAUUCUAAUUGAUCAAUGGUUGCGAGCAUGUGCCAAGUUUAAUGUGUUUGACUCUACUCAGUGUGCAGGAGCUGUGUUUCGGACGAUAGAUACGAUUUACGUUAAUGGAAGUGGUUACCCAGAGCUAUGGAAGCAUCUGCUUCAAUACUCCAUUCCUUUGAUUUCCGAAUAUGUUAUUCUCUUCUCCGAUCCCGAAAAGUCUCAAUUAGAUUUUUCUGAACAAGUCGUUAAGCUGAGGGAUGGAAGAAACAUGAAAAAUGAGCCAUUUGUAACAUGUUUCGGCUUCUGGUGCAAUGUCAACACACUCCAAGGGAUACGUAAGGGGCCAUUUUAUUUUUACGUUUUUUAGGCCUGGAUUUAAACUUUCUGAAAGAGUUAUGGAGAUUGUUUCCCCAUCUCCGCACAAAAUUAUUACAUUAUCUGCCUUUUUAUGAUCAAAAAAAUGUCGUCGAUUAUGGAGAAGAUAUGUGGGCUUGGGCAAAAGGAAUGCAGACUAAUGGGGAUGAUAUUUUUACUGUAAAAUAUGUUCUUUACCUUCAAGAAGAAUUAUGCCCACUACUAAUUUGUUGCGAACUUUAUUCGUUUUUGAUAUCUUAUGAAAGGAAGAUGACCAAGACCACGCAUAGUUUCAUGGAGAAUGCCGUUGGACUGAAGAGAUUUCUCCUAAAGAUUCUAACGGCCUGUGACAUGGUUGGUCAAGAGAUUUUAUUUACUUUUUUGCACAAGGUAUAGUAUCAGUUUUUUUACUUUUAUUAACAGGGGAAGGUACUCCAAGUGCGAUGCUCAGACUUUGAUGAAACUUGUCACAAAUUUAGAAUACAGGGUGGGGCAUCUUUGUGGCCCGAUUUGAAUUGGCUAUAACUUCUUUAGUUUUUGGCCAAAUCUCAAAUCGGGCCACAAAGAUGCCCCACCCUGUAGUUUUUUCUAACAAGGAAAGUACUUCUAUGGGGUGUGGAGUUACAGGUCGAGAUAUAUAAAGCGGGAGAUAAAAGAUUUUCUGAAAAAUUUUUGAAAUUUUUCUGUUUUUACUUUUUUUUUAAAAAAAAAGUAAAUUUUCAGUUUACUUCAAGGAAAAUGCAAAAGAAAGUCAAUUUUGUUUCUGGCUUUCCGACUUCAAGGUCGGGAGUAGGACCGGAUCUUACUCCCCGCUCGGAGUCGCCGAAAGUCAGAGCUUGUUUUUACUUUAUUCCUCUUUUUGGCCCCGCACUGCAGUCUGCAGGUUGCAAGGUUGAUGCCAAGGCUUUCCCUGAUGUGUCAAGUUUUUCUCUUCCGAAAAAAUUAUUUUUACGUUUGUGCGACGUUGUGAAGCUAUGUUCUCCACGAAGAUGGGCUGGAAAGUGAUCAAGUAAGUUAGCAUUGGCAAGAGGAGAUGUACGUUUUUCAUUUGACAUCAAAAAUUUCCAUUUUAUUUCAGAGAAAGGUACAAAAUUUUUCCAAUUCGUAAAGCUUCAUGACCAUGGAUAAUGUAAGUGAGAUUAUCUCCUUUUUUGCUACGACGUCAAGAUUCUAAGUCGGGAAACGUUUAGAGGAGACCCCACUCUCAUGUAUAUUCUCCAUGUAUGAAACCCCAUAAAUUUUGAGGAAUAACGACGUAAAAAUUUCAAAUACUAUACUAACUUUCCAAAAGUAUGUUAUACUAAAGUAAAACCUAUGCAAACUAUCUUCAAGUUGUUGUAACAACGUUAUUUGAGCCUUAUUACGUUAUUACCUCAGUUUAGAACGCAUUCGUGGCAAAAAUCCGGCAGAUCUGAGCGGAUUUCGAUAUUGUACAUGACACCUAGAAAUCGAAAUUGGUGGCGUUUGAUAGAUAGAGUAUAUAACAAAACUAAAGUGAGGUGUCCUCUAGAACUCGCCAGCCUAGAACUGUUAACUCCAAUAACGGAACAAAAAACGCGAUAAGCGCACUUACAUUAUCCAUGGUCAUGAAGCUUUACGAAUUGGAAAAAAUUUGUACCUUUCUCUGAAAUAAAAGGAAAAUUUUUGGUGUCAAACGAAAAAAGUACAUCUCCUCUUGCUAAUGCUAACUUACUUGAUCACUUUGCAGCCCAUCUUCGUGGAGAAAAUAGAUUCACAACUUCAAAAAAAAUCAAAACGUUUCUUCCGGGAGAGAGAAAUUUGACACAUCUGGAAUUCCCGGGCGCAGCUCGCAAAAAUAGUUUUGAAGAAAAUAAAUUUGCGUGCAGGUGAGUAAAAACGGCAUCCUACUCACCAGCCAAAAUGGGCGAGCCAUUUUUGUUUCAACUUUGCGGAUCGACCUUUUGGCGAGCCAUUUUUGAUCCAACUUUCCAAAAAUUUGUCGUUCGGAGUAAGAAUGUUUUUUGACUCUCCGAAAUCGAAAAUUUCCGGAAAUUUUUCAAAAUUUACUUUUUUUUUAAAAAAGAAGUAAAAACAGAAAAAUUUCAAAAAUUUUUCAGAAAAUCUUUUAUCUCCCGCUUUAUAUAUCAAAAAAUUCAAAAAAAUUUUCUGAUUCAGAAUAUAUAAAAUUUAGCUGCCUAAUUUUGGUCUAUCAACACUAGAACCCAUUUUUUACAUUGCAACUACUUCUAAGGUGUAGUUGUAAUCUAAUUUGAUAUUUUAAGGCUUGUCAAGGCCUCAGAAUUUAUUGUAGCACAAAACAAAAAUUUUUUAUUGGUAAAAACACGGUCAAAAAGACACUUGCAUGGUGUCGCGAGAAAACUUCUGAGGACAAAAACAUGUCAUCAGACCAAAAUUAGGCAGCUAAUUUUUAUAUAUUCUGAAUCUGAAAAUUUUUGCGAAUUUUUUGAUAUAUAUCUCGACCUGUAACUCCACACCCCAUAGAAGUACUUUCCUUGUAAGGUUUAUGCGAGACUGCUGGCUCGCGCUUUGCAGAAACGAUCGAAAGUCGUCUAAAGGGCGACACUUUUUUGGUGAUUUUCAGCAUGAGUUUUAUGCCUAUUUCUACCGUAUAGAGUAGUGUUUUCACAAAAAAAUAAUUUUUUUCUGCGCGAAACUCCAGCAUAUGUCCAAAGGUUUUUUCACCGGUCUCCACGUUUUGCAUGCUGCAAAGAUCGUAGAAUAUCUGCUGUCCAUGAAUAGCUCGGGCUAAGGCUCUCAUUGAUAUGUGGCCUGUGCACGGCUCAAUGUCCAAUAUUUAAAGACAAUAUGAGCGUCGGAUUUGCGGAACCUCCCUUGUGUCAUAAUUCAAGCGUGUUCCAGCCCUAUUUCGGAAUAAAAGCUGUUAUGAGUGCGAUAUACAGAUGUUUGGAAAGCAAAAAAAAGAUUGCAUGCCUGCCCGAGGCGAUGGGUGAAUACGCAGAGUAUUUGUUAAACGAAUCUGCCUUUGAUGAGAACGACGUCUUCCUCUGCGCUUGCUUGACGAAAGCUAUCAAUUUGGCUGGACCAAAGUUUGAUCGUUUUCUGUGGGCCAAGGUUCUUCAUCUAGUUGGACUAUACGAACCAGGGCUUUUGGUAUUGAGAUAUUGCAUUGACAGGUAAAAUUCUAUGAAGUCAACGGGAUAUAAAUGUACUUUUGCAGUGAAAAGGAAUCGAGAUGUUUGCAAGCUUUCGAACACACGAAGAAAAACUUGUUGUCCUCUUUCUCCUCAGGUUACAGAGGAAUGAUGAAUCUUUACAAAGAGUUAUUAAUCAAGGCUGGGCAUGGGUUUUCAAUUCACGGGAUUUCAUUUGAGGACCAGGUCACGCCCCAGGUUAAGUAAGUGAAUAACACUGUUUAUUACAUAUUGCAGGGCAUUCGUCGCUCAAAAUGAGCACAACUGGACGCGGAUGGUGACCGCAUUGAAUCAAAGCCAAGAUUGGAAACAAUCAUCAUUGGCUUCGUAUCAUCUGGGAAACAAUGACGUCACCUUGGAUCUGGAUGAGGGAUACGAAUGCCUGAUGAACUUGACCAUGUGGUCCUUAGAUGAGACAAAAAACAUUAAGGCUGUGUUACCUAAAACGUAAGAUUUUAUCCAUAAACGUGUAAUGGCGUUCAGGAAUUUGGAUAAUGUUGGUACCCAUUUGUACACGCUUUUCAAGUUGAUACAUGACGAUCAGAAGUUGGAGACGGUUGAGUCGUUGCAGAAGUUUUUGCAGGAUAUGUCAGAAAGAUCGCUAAUACCAGGAAAGGAGUUAGUCGUUUUAAGCCAAGAAAUUGAAUUUUUGCGAAAGGUCUACAAAACUGAAGAUAUAAAAAGUAUCGACGAAGAGCUGAGAAGGCUUUCAUUCAGAAGCUUGAACAGAACCAUUCCUUUUGUUGCCUUAAAAUGGAAGAAGUCGACUAAAGCUCCCCAAGAAAAUGAGUUCCUGAUCCUGAACUCAUCGCUGAUGCGUUUGGCAGAAUCGUACUUAAAAAUUUCUUCUGAGCAGGUAUUUUUUAUUUGCAACCACAGAAAGUGGGAUCUUUAGAGAGCGGAAGAGAUAUUAAACUUUGCCUAUGAUGUGACUGUCCGGAGCUUUCCAAAGUUCCUAAACAACUCUAUGCUGCUAAAGGCCAAUUUAUUUAAAUCCCUUGGUGAUGACUUAAAUUCGCGCUUUUUUUUGGAGAAGAUCCUUAGGGAGUAUACCGUAGACAAGAAGGAUGGGCUCUCUGCGGUUGAACUCGUUAAUUAUUGCGCGAUUGAAACAGACGCUUUGAUAAUGCUGGCAGAUAUGUCAUCUGAUGUUCAAGAAUCGGAGGAGCAUCUAAAAAAUGUAAGCUCGCUUGUAUUCCACUUUUAGCGACUUUAAGGCUGCGUUGUCGAGUCGAUUCAUUGCGUCCAACGAGCCCAGCUACCAACUUAAGGUUUGUAAGGUCUUUGCUGCUUUCUGUCAAAAACGUUUCACUGGAUUGGAUGCACACAAAAAUUCAACUGAAUUCAAAAUGAAAGAUUAUAUCGUAAAAGAAUUAGAAGUCCAAUAUGAGUGAGUUGAUUGUUUUAAUUUUUUCAGUUGUCGUAUUCAGCAACGGACCUAUUAAAGACCGUCCAAGACUGGGAAAGGAAUUGCAUUUGGAGAAAGCCGACUUGAAAAAAGUGCUUAAUGAUUGGACGAACUACCUCUUGACUCUUGCUGAUUGUUACAUAAAGGCGCUGAGAUUGGGUACUGACGAUAAGUCUGUAGUGCCCCGCCUAGCCGCACUGAUUGUGCAAAAUUAUGAGAAUGAAGAGUUGAUGAGUAUGGUAAAGGUAAAGUCUCUGGUUUUUAAUAUAAAACAAAGAAUUCAGAAUUCCGUUGGAUUAAUUCCGUCGUCUGUUUGGCUCGUUGUUACCAACGUCUUAUCUGGGUAUUUGUUCAUCGACAAGCCGGUGUCGAGUGUGGUGUUCGAGAUAAUGGUUGGUGUGGUUUCCGACUAUCCUUAUCACUCUCUGAAUACUAUUCUGUACCACUUUCACAGAGAUGAUACCGGUGAUCAGGUAUGUUUCUAAAUUUGAUGUGUUGUAUUUUACAAUUUUUUAGAACGGUGAGACAUUGCGUAGGUUGUUGAAUAGUUGUUCUGAUCUUGUUGCCCUGAAGGCCAUUAUUCGAACCAUGAGGAGGGCUGUGACGUUUUAUGAGUCAGUUGCAAAGUCUCGGUUUGACAGCGAUUAUGAUUACGAUAAAGCAAAGAGUGGGUUUGGUUUUUAAAUGGUAAAAUUUAUUUUACAGAUUCUUAUAUCAUGGAUAAACGAAGGUUUCAAACUGAUGAGCAAUUCGAAAAUUUGUUGCACGUCCCUGUUCCAAUUGUUGAACAGCCUGUAAGUAGAUUCUAUCCUUGUUGAAGAGUUCAGAAUCUUUUGAUGUCAUCUUUUAUUGCGUGUUCUCGUUUUUAGGUACCUGAACCUCAGACUUAUUCUGUGUCCGACUUGAUAACUUUCUCAGGUGUUUCGAAUGUUGUCUUAAGGGCAGGAGGCGCUUCAUCGCCUAAAAUUCUAACGAUUCGAACAUCUGAAGGUGUGACAAAGCGUCUUAUAGUCAAGGUAUGUCUUUCAUAACCAUUUUAAUAUUUUUUUUUAAGCCGGAGGACUUACGACAAGAUGAUCUGGCCCAGGUGUUGUUUAAAGUUGCGAAUAUAUUGAUUCGAGAAGAAGAAUUUAAAGGAGAUAUCCUUAAACCCGUUCAGACUUACAUUGUGGUCCCGAUAACUGAUAAUGCGGGACUGAUUGAAUACGUUGACAAUACCGUAUCCCUUAAUCGCUGGCUUGUUGAUGAACAAACAGGAGCCCAUUUGAGAUACAAUCCUGAGGAUACGCCUGUUGCCGACGCUAUCUCGAUUUUUAAGAAUUGGAAUUCACCAAUCAAAGAGCAGUUCCUCAAUUUAUGCAGAUCGAUUAACCCUGUGUUUAGACACUUUUUUUACGAAAACUUUUCCCUUCCUCACAAGUUCUUCGAAAGUAUUCGACUCUACACCGACAGCUUGGCCUUGUGGUCAAUUUGUAAGUUCCAUAUAUUAUAUAAUAUUUUUUAUUAUCCUUUUAGUAUGUUUUGUUGUUGGACUUGGUGAUCGUCAUCUAAACAAUAUACUAGUUGACGAACGGAGUGGAAUGCUUGUUCAUAUUGACCUUGGAAUGAUCUUCGACUUCAGUCAGAGGAUCUUGCAACUACCCGAAAGAGUUCCUUUCCGACUGACAAGAGAUUUGAUGGACCCGAUUCUUAUCGAUGGAGCGAAUGGCCGUUUUAAACAUGUUGCUGUAUAUGCCCUCGAGCGGCUCCGUGAGAAUGCGGAUGUGAUUGUCGGGCUUUCUUCUCUUCUUCUUCUAGAUCCGAUGACCACCUUCCCUGUCGGAAACAGAGAGGAUGGAUCCAAAAACAUGCUAGCGGAAAACGCAAUUGCAAGGCUCAAAGCAAAGUUGGACGGGACUGAAGCAAAUUACACCCGAGCGUCACCUGAACAACAAGUAAUUUCUUUAUUGCAUCAUUGUUAUAAAAUCGAUCGCACAUCAGCCAAACUUUAUUUUAGGUGAACAAUCUGAUAAAACAAGCAACCGACCCCGAAAACUUAUGCCAGAUGUAUGUUGGAUGGAUGCCGUUUAUUUGAAUUAUAGGCUCAAUAUGUUCUAUUACCUUUCACUUUCAUUGUUAAAUGUACAUAUCGGGUAG
Molecule: messenger RNA, 10580 nt
Organism: Bursaphelenchus xylophilus (pine wood nematode)
Lineage: Eukaryota; Metazoa; Nematoda; Chromadorea; Rhabditida; Aphelenchoididae
Source: the annotation of a GenBank genome assembly